AUGAGUACUUCAGCAGUUGAAGUUAGUGGUGAAAUAGUCAAAGCAAUGUGGGAUAAGAGAUUGACAGAAAUAUUUUGUGAUAUUUGUAUUAAAGAGAUAUUGAAAGGCAAUAGGCCUGGUACUGAUUUCACAAAAGAUGGAUGGUUGAAAAUAAUAACCAACUUUGAGAAAGAAACAGGCAAGGCUUAUUCACAAAGACAACUUAAAAAUAGGUGGGAUGCCCUAAAAAAAGAAUGGAAGGCUUGGAAGAAACUUAAAGGCGAAGAUACUGGUCUAGAAUGGAAUCCUAUAAAAAAAUCGUUAAUGCAUCGGAUGAUUGGUGGGAAAGUUGUGCCUGAAGCUAAAAAAUUUAGAACAUCAGGCAUCGAUCCUGAAUGUGAAGGGAAGUUGGACCAAAUGUUCAUGGGGAUAGUUGCAACAAGUGAUAAAGCAUGGGCACCUUCGUCUGAAAAUGAGGAAGAAAAUGUGAGAAAUGAUAUUCACAUUUUAAAUGAUGUUCAGAUUUCAAAUGAUUUUCACAUUGAUGGGAACGGUCAAAAAAGAAAAACACCUGAGAUAUCAAGUUCACAUUUUAAAACUGGAAGAAAGAAAUCCUCAAAUCAAAUUGGAGGGGCUGCAAUAUUGUCCAAUCAAAUAGAAAAAUUAUGCAAUGCAGCUGACAAUAUGAGUCAAGCUACAUCUAGUUUGACUCUUGUUAGGGAUCCAUAUGGUAUUCUACAAGCAGUCAAAGUGCUUGAUAGCAUGUCAGAACAAGUUCUAGAAGCUAGCCCGCUAUACUUUUUCUCACUUAAAUUAUUACUUAAUAAGGACAAACGAAUUAUGGUUUUUUCAAUUAAUCCCAAGAUUAGAGCUUUGUGGCUUAAGACGGAAAUGAAGGAUAGUUGA
Molecule: messenger RNA, 885 nt
Organism: Gossypium arboreum
Lineage: Eukaryota; Viridiplantae; Streptophyta; Magnoliopsida; Malvales; Malvaceae
Product: L10-interacting MYB domain-containing protein-like
Exons: 3
Coding region: 1-885 (294 amino acids)
Source: RefSeq, a predicted model, not a curated record